AUGACUUUCUCUGCUGGGUUUGCAUAUCUGGAGGGUGAGCGCGUGAACAAUCUUGUAUGGGCAUUGGAACGGUUUCGAGGCCUUUUUUUAAGAAAUGAUCGCCUUCCUGUUGUUAUUGUCACAGACAGAGACCUAGCCCUGAUGAAUGCUGUGAAAGUUGUGUUUCUGGAAUGUAAGAAUUUGUUGUGCAGGUUUCACAUAGACAAGAAUGUGAAGGCAAAGUGUAAAUCGCUUGUUGGUCAGAAGAAUGCUUGGGACUACGUAAUGGAUAGCUGGGGUAACCUGGUAGAUUGUCCUUCGGAACAGGAGUUCCCUGAGCACCUUCAAAGGUUUCAAGUAGCGUGUUCCCCGUGGCCAAUGUUCAUUGACUACCACACUGAAAUUAGAGCAUCAUUCGAAACAAGUACACAUGUUGUUGGUCAUGUUUUUAAGAAAACCUUAUACAAGAGGCUUCUGGGAAUGGUGUCAAUGUACGCUUUAAAUGAAAUUUCUGUUGAGUUUGAGCGUGUACGUCAUUUGAAAGACAAUGUGUCUUCUUGUGGGUGUGUCUUGAGAACCACGCUAGGUCUUCCUUGUGCAUGCGAGCUACAAAGGUAUGAGGGUGGCAGCAUCCCACUGGAUGCAGUCCAUAUGUACUGGAGGAGACUUAAUUUUUCAGACCAGGGGCUAUGUGAGGCCGAAAGUAAACUCCGAGAAUUUGCGUUUCCCGAUGAGACCUCUAUGUGUCCUCCUCCAACACAGGUUAAGACGAAAGGUGCCCCGAAAAAGGUAAUGAAAAGAAGCGAAAGAUCGACAAAGCGUGAUCCAUCUUAUUGGGAGUAUGUUGAUGUUUAUCAUUCGGUUCAAAACAGCAACACCUCAAUCAGACCCAGUGCAUCAUCUUUUGCACCACCAAAGCCAGCAAAGAUGAUCCCCAUGUUAGAUCAAUUUCCGCUAUUUAUGCAUGGUUUCAUUGAGGAUGUUGUUGAUGUGAAAGCGGAUGGUAAUUGUGGAUAUCGGUCAGUUUCCGCUUUGUUAGGUAUGGGAGAAGAGUGUUGGGCCAUGAUGCAUAAUAAAUUGAUUAAAGAACUUGGCAAAUGGUCGCAAGACUACAUAAAGAUCUUUGGUGGCACGGAGAGAUAUGAACAGCUAAGGUUGUCCCUACACGUGGAUGGGUUAUCCAAGAUAUGGGAUAUGUAA
This is a messenger RNA of Glycine soja, 1179 nucleotides long. RefSeq lists its product as uncharacterized. The record is from RefSeq and is a predicted model, not a curated record. The transcript is spliced from 4 exons. The coding region runs from base 1 to 1179 and encodes 392 amino acids. Lineage: Eukaryota; Viridiplantae; Streptophyta; Magnoliopsida; Fabales; Fabaceae.